GCCUUGCAGGGGUUAACCCUGUGGAAUGUUGCACUGAGGAAUGUGCAUGCAAAUAGAUUUAUGCUAAUGGAAUGCUAAUGAGAUGCUGGCUGGGAACAGUCAGGUCUAUCCAGGCUGCUGCUAAGAGCUAAGAUGGAGGACUGGAGUGAGCGAAGAAUGGACAUGUAUUGAAGAUUGUAGAUAGAGGUUUUUGUGUGUGUUUUCUGUACAUAUGGAGGAGUUUUUAGAAACUGAUCAUGCCUAGAAAGGGGAAUGGACAACUGCCGUUACCGGAUGGCUGGGAAGAAGCGAGGGAUUAUGAUGGUAAAGUGUUUUAUAUCGACCACAACACCAAGCAAACCAGCUGGAUCGAUCCUAGAGACAGGUUAACAAAACCCUUGUCGUUUGCGGACUGUGUGGGAGAUGAACUCCCGUGGGGAUGGGAGGCUGCUUACGAUCCUCAAAUUGGCAUCUACUAUAUUGACCACACUAACAGGACGACCCAGCUGGAGGAUCCCCGGAAGCAGUGGCGGAAGGAGCAGGAGCGGAUGUUGAAGGAAUACUUGACUGUGGCGCAGGAUGCCCUCAGCACUCAGAAGGAGCUCUACCAAGUGAAGGAGCAGAGGCUGGUGCUGGCCCUAGACGAGUAUGUGCGUUUGAACGAUGUCUUCAAAGAAAAAUCCAGCUCCCGGACAAGUUUAUUCUCAGGAUCUUCUUCAAGUACAAAAUAUGACCCUGACAUCCUAAAAGCAGAAAUAUCAACUACAAAAGUCAGAGUAAGUAAGCUGAAGAGAGAACUUUCACAAAUGAAGCAAGAACUUCUGUACAAAGAACAAGGCUGUGAAACCUUACAACAAAUUGACCAAAAAAUGUGUGGAGGCCAGAGCGGGUACGAGCUGAAGGAAGCAAAAGCCAUUCUGAGUGAGCUUAAAUCCAUUCGGAAAGCUAUCAGCUCUGGAGAGAGAGAGAAGCAGGAUCUGAUGCAGAGCCUGGUGAAGUUAAAGGAGCGAUUCCAUUCAGACCAGUUCAUAGGAAGGUCCGAACCUGAUCUGCGCUCCACCUCAGCAGGGUCUCGCCUCUCACUGUCCAGACAAAGGCUUGAUGCUGGCUCUCAGACUGACAUCUCCGGAGAGCUUGGCUUGAGAAGCAGGUGGAACCUCGCUGAAAAGGUCCGGCUAAGUCUGCAGUAUGAAGAAGCCAAGCGAAGCAUGGCUAAUCUGAAGAUUGAGCUGGCGAAGAUGGAGAGCGAGGCAUGGCCGGGCGCCCUAGACGUGGAGAAGGAGAAACUGAUGCUGAUCAAUGAGAAGGAGGAGCUCCUGAAGGAGCUGCAGUUUGUGACGCCCCGUCGACGCACGCAGGACGAGCUCGAACACCUGGAGACUGAGCGUCGAAAACUAGAAGAGGACUUGCUCUCUGUCAAGAGCACUCCCAGCCAGGCACUAGCUGAGAAAUUGAAAGUACAAGAAAAGAGAAGGGAGUUGGUGCAGAAGUUAGAAGAGUCCACAAGACUUGCAACACUCUUACAUUCACAGCUUAAAAGUCUAUCUGCCAGCACGUUGUCUGUGUCUUCAGGAAGCAGCCUGGGCUCACUGGCGUCCAGCCGAGGUUCCCUCAACACCUCCAGCAGGGGCUCUCUCAACUCCCUCAGUUCCACCGAUCUCUACUACAACCAGGCAGAUCAGACCACAGACCUGGACUACCAGUACAAACUGGACCUAAUGCUGCAGGAAAAGACUGGUUACAGUCCCUCGGGACCCAUCACCACCAUUCAUGAGAACGAGGUGGUCAAGUCUCAUGGCAACUUGCACUUCACAGACUCUUCUGAUUCCCCUGCUCCGUGCCACACGGUAAAGUCCACAGAGCCUUCUAAAUCGAUGACGUCGCUUUCCUCCAGGUCCUCGCUGUCCUCCCUUUCCCCUCCAGGGUCACCCCUUGUCCUGGAGGGAGCCUUUUUACUUUUGACACAAGACUCCGUAACCACAGACUUUGAGAACUGUGAAAUUGCAGGAGACUUCGCAGGCCUAAACUUUUAUGAGAACCACAUUUUUUUAGACUCCGGAACAGGAGCCGGACAGUUUCUUCCUGGAGACAAGGAGCACAGUGAAGGGCUGGUGCAGCCCCUCUCCACAUUACAGGAAGAUGUUGAUUUGCAAAGAAGAGCAGCAGGUCAUUUGCUUGAAGGGAAGACGGCGUGCGUGUCUGCAGCUGUAUCUGACGAGUCGGUUGCUGGAGACAGCGGUGUUUAUGAAGCAUCUGUCAAACAGUCAGUUGAAGUGGAAGACACGGUUUAUACUCAAGAUGAUCUCACAGCUUUAGAGGCAGCACAAGUUCAGAUUGGACUCAAAUAUGAUGCUAUUAAUUCCAGUUUUGUAAUAAUCGUAAUGCAGAUGAGAAAUCAGAAGACUCUUCUGGUGCCACACGGUACAAAAAUGUACUUUAGAGUUGCCUUACUUCCCUCUUCAAAUGAUACCAGCUGCUUGUUCCGCACUAAAGUCCACACUGUGGCAGACACCAUUGUCUUCAAUGAAAUCUUCAGGGCCGCAGUAUCCCAGAUCAUUCUGCGAGAGAAGACCCUGAGACUAGAUGUCUGCACUGUGGGCAACACCUGCCAGGAGGAACGUCUGGCUGGAACCGAGAUAAGCUUAGCAGACCUUUUGUUGUCUGGUGAAAUCUCAAGCCACUGGUACAACUUGUGGCCUUGUAAGAAAAUCUCAAGCCAAAAGAACAAAGAACAAAAUGAAGAAAUGGCUUUGGCUGUCCCUGAUCAACACAUGGGCAUUGUGGAUUUGGAUGCUGUAUCUGCAUUGCUGCAAAGGACCUCUGCUGAGCUAGAGGCAGUGGAGCAGGAGCUUGCACAAGAAGAGAAAGACGGGCAGAUGGAGGAAUGGAUGGAGAUGCUUAUAGAGGACACAGGUGAGUUGGCCCUGGAAGAGGAGGUGGUGGAGGAGGAGGAGGAAGCUGAAGCUAAGCUGAUGGCAGAAGAUGACGAUUUUUCCGCCUGCGCCCAAUCAUACCUCGAUGGAAAUUGUAUUUUGACAGCUGAAGGACCAACAUUGGUGGACAAAGAGACCAACACGGAGGAGACAGUUCCUGAGAAUGUGCCAGUCAGGCCAAAGGACAGAAACAACCUCAACUCCAGGCAGAGGUCAUUUGUGAGGAACAGCAUGAUCGUACGCUCCCAAACCUUUUCCCCAGGAGAGCGGAACCAGUAUAUCUGCAGGUUGAACAGAAGUGACAGCGACAGUUCAACGCUAGCCAAAAAGUCUCCCUUUGUACGAAACGCUUCCGAAAGAUGCAGUCUGAGAGUGAAACGGACUAUUUGCCAGCCAGUGAUGAGGCGGGUGGCUCAGGAGCACCCUGUCCGAACGUCUCUGGACCUAGAGUUGGAUCUCCAGGCAUCGCGGACCCGGCAGAGUCGCCUGGACGAUGAGCUGCAGGCUCUGCGGGACCUGAGGAAGAGGCUGGAUGAAAUGAAGGCCCGGGGAGAGACAGAGCUCCCUCGCUGCAUCCUGGAGGACGAGCGCUUCCAGAAACUCCUCAAAAAGGCAGAAAAACAGGCUGAGCAGUCAAAAGAAGAACAAAAGCAGGGGUUGAAAGCUGAAAAGCUGAUGAGGAAGGCGUCCAAGGAUGUGUACAGGUUACGGGAGCAGAGUCAGAAAGUUCCCCUACAGGUUCAGUCAUUCAGGGAGAAGAUGGCCUAUUUCACCAGAGCAAAGAUCAAUAUACCUUCUUUGCCAGCAGAUGAUGUAUAAUUAUGUUUUAUAGUAACGAUGAAGUAUUUUUAUCCAGUUCAACUUUUUAGCAGAAUAUUUUGAUAGUACAGCUACUUAGAUUAAAAAAAAAAUCUUAUUUUACAACUGCAGUUUGACAGCAUAGAAAUAAUGUAUUUAUAUAAUAAAUUGUAAUUGAAUACAUUUUAUGUAAAGGUUUCUUUCUUCAGAGAAAACCCAAGUAGACUAAUCCUGGUACAUUUUAAGGCUAAUAUGUGUGUACAGUUUGUAUGUAUUCUUGGUAUGGUUUUAUUUUGUACAGGUGGGCCACAGGAACAAUGGCAGUAUGUCUUUUGUUGAAUAGCACUGCUUUGAGAAGUAAUAUUUCAUUUGACAGAAUAUGUUCUGUGAUUAUCACUGUUUUUGUGCGAGUUGACUGUGACGACUGGCGCUGGCCAUGCUGUGUUUGUGUACGAUGGUGAAAGCUUCAGUGUGCAGUAGUGUGAGUGUGCGCUUCCUGUUCUGAACUUGCGAGACUGCCUGCAAAACUGGUGCUGUGUAGUUCAUCUUAAUCCCAGUUCCCCUGUUUGGAGCAAAAAGAAAGGCUUCUUGUGAAUGUACAGUAUUUUAUUUUUCAUAUUUGGUUUUAUUACGGCAAUUAUAGCAUUUUCUUUUUCUUUUGCACCUUAACUACAACCACCAAAAUAAGAUGUAGUUUUCUAUGCCUGUUUCCUUGUUAUACACACUUGCACAAACCCCUGCAUUUUUCUUCAAAUGUAUACCAAAUUUAGGUAUUUAAUCUAAUAUAUAUCUCCUGGUGGUUUAGUUUGAAUGUGUAAUGGGGAAGUUAGAAUAUUCAUUUGUUUGCUUCUGUUUCAUUCCCUUUUCUUACGUGCUAGUGUCUCCCUUGUAGUGCAUGAGCACAUAUCUGCUUCCCCAAUUCUGGCAUCACAAACCGAAUGGGGCACUCAAACCACUUCAGCUGUCCAUUCUCAGAAUCUGUUGUGUUGGGAUGACACCUGUCAUACAGCAUGCCAGCUGAAGCCCUGAGUUUCAUUACAGUUCUUUUUAACUUCACAAACAACAGUUUGUUGAAAGCAGUGCAUCGCAAGGUAUAUCAAACAACUUGCCAUGCAAUGUAAUAUUCUUUCUCGUACAUAUUUUUUGCAAAAGAAAAGAAAAAAUGUGUAACUGUUUUGGACUCGAAGUUCAAUAAACAAGCUUUCAUCUCAAGAGCGUUCACUUUGCUUAUCAACAAGAAAAAAACUGCCUUACACAAAUGUUUAAUGAAGGUUGCUGUUUCAGAUUACCAGUUUGUUUGAUUUGUAAAAUGUUUGUAGAGAGAUGUCAGUAGAAUUGUACUUUUGAUUUACAUGUAUUUAUUUACUGUCUUAUUUAUGUUCUGUUCCAUGUAGUUCAGUUCUGGCCAUUUACAAGAUAAGGGUACAGCAAGUUGAUUCUUAUUAUACAUAAAUAAUAGGAAUUAUGUGGAAAGCGUUUAUUUUAGAAGGAAAUUAUACAGUAUGUACCAUGAUAGUAUUGAAAUGGCACACGCCUGGGUUUUACUGGGGAGCUCUACAGUUCUUAAUAGACAAAGUUAUAUUGUCUACUGUCUACAACAAAAUUAUAUUUCUGUUAACUAAGGUCUAGACUCGCCAACAUUUUCAUAAGGCAGCUUUCAACAACAUAUACAUAAUGUUAUACAGUCACCUACUUGCAAAUGAGUUUAUUCCUAAAUGAAACAUAAUAAAUAGCAAUAUAUGGAGUUAUUUGCAACAAUGGUCAUUUGUAAUUUUUAAAAAGAUUCCUAUCUAGCCACAGAAUCAUACACUGAUAUGCUAUUUUGUAUUAAUGUUAGUUACAUUUUAAUAUUGCGGUUAAUCAGAUAUUAGAAAAAAUCUUAGCCAAAAGGAACAAAGUUUAGCCUUUUUUUUUUAAAAUCAAACAUUAUUUAUAUUUCUCAAUAUAUUUACAAAUAACUAUAUGAAUAUCAAAUGCUCAGAACUGAACUUGGUAUUGAAUCGUUAUAUUAGCAUAUGUGUCUUAUGUUCUAAUUUUGUUGUAGAAACAAUGUGUACUCUUGCCUCUGCACUUUCCAUGUGUUUCAGUGAUUUUGGUAAAAAUAAAAUUUUUAAAUGAA
Messenger RNA from Acipenser ruthenus (sterlet), 5829 nucleotides. RefSeq names its product protein WWC2-like. The transcript has 23 exons. Gene Ontology annotation, molecular function: kinase binding; molecular adaptor activity. Gene Ontology annotation, cellular component: cytoplasm. Bases 237 to 3731 code for a protein of 1164 amino acids. Gene Ontology annotation, biological process: regulation of hippo signaling; negative regulation of organ growth; cell migration. The record is from RefSeq and is a predicted model, not a curated record. NCBI's taxonomy places the organism in Eukaryota, Metazoa, Chordata, Actinopteri, Acipenseriformes, Acipenseridae.